Molecule: messenger RNA, 1167 nt
Organism: Sparassis crispa
Lineage: Eukaryota; Fungi; Basidiomycota; Agaricomycetes; Polyporales; Sparassidaceae
Exons: 1
Coding region: 1-1167 (388 amino acids)
Molecular function (GO): catalytic activity
Source: RefSeq, a predicted model, not a curated record
AUGCAAAUCGAACCGGUACGUCAUUCCCACCUUCUCUCAGAAAAGCCUACCAGUAUCCCUGAUCAUCCUCCAUCGUUCCAUAGUGAACGGCCAAUGGAGAAUGCUGAUGGCGGGUAUAGGCGAAGUACGGAGAAGAGUGGCGGACAACCAUUUACUGUAGUCAAUGAUGCUUCUGCCCGUUCUUAUUUCACUACCUCCGCUUCCUCAACUGCCCCCUCUCUGGUUUCAUUGUCCUCCAUUUCCUCCUUCUUUCUUAGCCCCCUCCCUAAUCACCUUGUACUACUACUUUUUACUCUCCUUCUUCUUCUUCCCGUGGUUUUCGCAUCUAACACCUUUAACACGUAUGCGCUCAAUGCUAAUGGCUUGGCCAAUGUCUCAAAAAUGACUGCAAUCACCAGCACCAUUUCCGCACGUCAACCUCAUGCUUGGGUAAUCAACGAGACAAAAUCCUCCCUGCCUCAUGCUUCACGAGUCCGCGUUCAAGGUUACUCCACCUUUGAGGAACCUGGUGUCCCUAUUUCCGGCACUCGCACCGGCAAAUGGGGUGUUAUAGUUGGUGUUCGAGACUCGAUUCACGCACAGCGACUUCCGACUCCACCACAGCUUCGCGGACGUGCAGUUAUCCUCGACCUAAUCAUACCUACAACCACCGGACGAGGCUUCCCUUACCGUCUCAUUGGCCUUUAUGCUCCUUGGGAUCCGGGAAAUGACGAACUCUCAGUAUCUUCAUUCUGGUCCACAAUUACUGACCUCUGCCGUGACGCUAAAUACUCGUGGUGUAUUCUAGGAGACUGCAAUGCUUCUAUCUCCUCCACAGAGACUCUUGCCACCUCCCCACCCAACGCUUCCCCCCGCCUGCACUAUACUGCUUUCCUCCUCAAUAUGCAGGCCAUCGAUCUCUGGUCCUACCGCGGUGAUGCUGACGCCCAUUCCAUGUUUACAUUCAAGAACCACCUCAGCCAGUCAAUCAUCAACCGCGCUGCCCACUCACCCUCCGGGUUUGUCACUGGCACAAUAACUGCUAACGACAAUUUUAUCCCUGCUACAGAUCACUGCGCUAUUUCUGCCUCGCUCCUUCUCGCUCCUCCAGCCACCCACACCGGCUCGGCAGUAUUACACGACUCAGUCCCACCCAAUGACUACCCUCCUCAAUUCUACUACCCCUGA